AUGGUUGUACGCUGGGGUGGUGAUAUCGGUGUUGACAGGAUGGUGGGCAAGGGUCCAGAGCGCCCCGAGCCUCCUGCGAGCGCUACUGGGAGGGGGUGGUUGCAUUAUUGCAGCGCAGCCCAUCCGGAGAGCGGUGCAGGACGGUAUGCAGACAGCUACGGCGGGCGCUUCUUCUACGGCUGGGAGAGGUUGGGGGAGGACGAAGAAGGCUGGCUGCGUGUGAGCCUGAGGAGUGCUAACUUACAAGCAAAAACGAACAUUGGAAAGGCUGCUCAAGAAGAGAGGGAGCUUCUUCUGGGAGGUGGAGAAGAGUCCACUAUCCGGAGCCGUAAUCUCCAGACAAAGGCUGGGAUGACAUCCGCUGCAGAAAGUAUUACUGAGAGCCUCCGUAGGUCUCGGCAGUUGAUGGUUCAGGAAGUGGAAAGAAGUGCUAAUACCUUGUCAACUUUUGAUGAAUCGACAAGUGUUCUCCGAAAGGCUGAAGGUGAAUAUCAAGGACACCGCUCUUUGCUGAUGUGCACCCGUGGUUUGCUCUCCACGAUGCAACGACAAGAUGUUCUUGAUAGGAUCAUCCUGACUAUUGGGUUCCUCAUAUUCUCCUUGGCGGUUCUGUUUGUUGUCUCGAGGCGUAUUGGCCUGUUGACACUGCAAAGGAAGUUGGCUGAUGCAAUCAGAUCGGGCUCAGUAUCAGCUGGAGACAUAUUGGGUAAAGUGCCCCAAGAUGGAGCUGCCCCAACAAAUGCUCCUCCCGUCUAUGAUGAACUGUGAUUUACUUCCAUCUAUUGUUUGUUGUACAUGAGCUUACAACCAGAAGCAAGCUUAGCUUUCAGAGUUGUUAUUUCUGGGUACAUGUUGUCAAAAGUUUUGAGUCUUGAACUCUUGAUAGAUAGAUAGUAUAACCAUUUCUGACUCCAGAUGUGAUAUAUGCAUAUCCCUUUCUUUUGUACUCCCCUCCGUAAAUAAAUAUAAGAGCGUUUAGAUAACUAAACAGAGGGAGUAUUAUUCUGAAGUAUAUCUAUUUCUGAGUUCUGACUGCAUACUACAUAGUUUGAGAAACAAUCUUAUAUUAUGGGACGGAGGGAGUAGCAUUUAUCUUCUGCAAAUUCUUUCAUUCAUAUUUUAAAAUAGUGCUUUCUUCUCCACCAGUCUAUUAUAUACUUAGGUUCUGUAUCAAUCCACUUCUUUUCAUUAUCAAACACAGGGUUCCUUUUGUUUUCUACUUGGAUUCUGAUGUGAACUUGUAAGCAUUUUUUAGCUAUUUCCAGUCUGUGCCAAUCUGUUCUGAAUGAAGAUUCAACGGUUCCCUGCUUUAGUUUGAGAGAUGGGUCGGCGUAUUGUGAGACAAACCAUUCAUAAUCGAAGUAUUUCUAGACCCUUGUGCUUUAGAAUUAUAUCACCAGUGUGUCACGGGAGGAAAAUGAAAGGAAGUCAAAUUCAGAUUGUGUUUCAUACCAAGAAAGAAAAGAGAAGGGUCAGGAGAAAAGCUUAAGUGGCUAUACAUGAGUGUAGCUUUCUCCAGAUAUUUGCUUCAUGCGUGACAAGUGGUGAGCGAGCUAGCUAUUGGCGAACGAUUGGUAGACAAUGAAGUUCACAUGGUUAUACAGAUGCUGAGAUGCAUGACUCGAACCACGCCUACCGUAUAUAGUGGAUUGCAAAUUCUGUCCGGGUCGUAUUCAUCUUCUGGUCCAUCAAUUUUGAUUCGACUGAUUGGUUGGCUGCUCCUCCACCAUGUACAGGGGCUGGUCCAACGCAUGGAUAAGCACAAGCGCAAUGAUACCCCGAUUCUCCACUCAUUUCCUGAACAAUUUGUGCACACUUUUCUAAAACUCAUGAA
Messenger RNA from Aegilops tauschii subsp. strangulata, 1834 nucleotides. RefSeq lists its product as uncharacterized. The record is from RefSeq and is a predicted model, not a curated record. Gene Ontology annotation, biological process: retrograde vesicle-mediated transport, Golgi to endoplasmic reticulum. Gene Ontology annotation, cellular component: SNARE complex; endoplasmic reticulum. Gene Ontology annotation, molecular function: SNAP receptor activity. Lineage: Eukaryota; Viridiplantae; Streptophyta; Magnoliopsida; Poales; Poaceae.